AUGGCCACGAAUUUUUGUUGUUUUAAAAGCCAGAACCACUCCUCAUCAAUCCAUUCAUCUAGCCCUCCAAGAACUUCCCAAACUACCUCCAUCAUGCGCUACUUCAAGAACCUCAUUGUUAUGGCCAUGGUGGCUUUCGCUGAAUGGGGCGCUGGACAUCCGACUGUCCACACUAAUUUAACCGUCGUUGAUUCGACACACUCCGCCGAUCCGCGCGUUACUCCUAUGGACGAUGAAGUAGCCCGUCAUCAAGCCCUCGGACAACGGCACCCGGAUUGGAACAUCAAGCUGAUCGAUGCCAUAGAGAUGUUCGGCGGCUGGCCUGAGGCCAACAAGUUCUGCCAUCGCAAAUGGAAUGGGUGGGCCGGCAUCCACCUUGAAUCGACAACUCUUAAGGAGUACUGCAAGACCAAACGUGUCAUGAUGGAUUGGCUUGACAAGCACCUCAUCCGCAUUUGCGUGCUCAAGCAGGUACAGAAGACGCAUGAGCCCAACGUCGCUCCUCGUAUGAAGAAGUGGUUGCUGGAGCCAUUAUUCCCUGGCGGCCGAGUGUACAAGUGCAAUCCCAUGUUGGAGUCCGGGAUCGUCGCAGAGGACGAGACAUUUGCGGGCAUCACGAUUGGCCGCCCUGCGCCCCUUCCGAUCCCCUGCUCCAAAUUUCCAUACGUUGAAGCCAAAGUCUUGACCCCGGGUGUCGACGAGGUGGACGAUGCCGUUGGGGUUGCCGCUGGCGCCGGCGCCGGCGAUAACCAGGCCUCGGUGCGGACCUGA
Molecule: messenger RNA, 771 nt
Organism: Cryphonectria parasitica EP155
Lineage: Eukaryota; Fungi; Ascomycota; Sordariomycetes; Diaporthales; Cryphonectriaceae
Exons: 6
Coding region: 1-771 (256 amino acids)
Source: RefSeq, a predicted model, not a curated record